Molecule: messenger RNA, 4494 nt
Organism: Lasiodiplodia theobromae
Lineage: Eukaryota; Fungi; Ascomycota; Dothideomycetes; Botryosphaeriales; Botryosphaeriaceae
Product: Membrane bound C2 domain protein
Exons: 7
Coding region: 1-4494 (1497 amino acids)
Molecular function (GO): lipid binding
Source: RefSeq, a predicted model, not a curated record
AUGGCCUCACGGCAGGAAGCCGAGCUCAAGCAGCAGGGCGCCAUCGAGGCCGCACAGGACCCCAACACCAACGUGGCGCCCGCGGAUGCCGAGCAGAAAGUGCUCGACGAAGCCCGCAAGGCCGGCGGGGCCGCCCUGGCCUUUAACCCCGACGCCUCGCCCGCCGAAAAGGCUGCCCAAGCGCGCUCUGACGACGGUUCUCCCCCAGACUAUGACCUACCGCCGCCCUCCAAGGCCGGUGCCGUAGAGCCGCCGCCCGUUUCUCCCACCGCCAAGUCGGAUACCAGUGCCGUGACCGCCCCAGAGGAUGACGAGACGAAGUGGGAUCGCGUUGGCUGGGCCCCACGCUUCGGCAUGCCUGGUGGACUGGACGAGGACGAGGACGACCGCACAUUGGCAGACCACCAGACGCUUCUUGAAGGCGCAUUGGACGACAAAUUCUUUGGAGACUGGUACCAGAACGCCGGUAUAAUCAUCUUCUCAUGCCUUUCUUCAUGGGUUGUGGCCGUCUUGGGCGGUGGCAUGGGCUGGCUGUUCAUCGUCAUGGCUUUCUGUGCAACCUACUACCGCACUUCGAUCCGCCGCGUGCGGAGAAACUUCCGGGAUGACCUCAACCGCGAGAUGGCCAAGGCCCGCUUGGAGACGGACACUGAGAGUCUUGAGUGGAUCAACAGCUUCCUGGUCAAGUUCUGGCCCAUCUAUGCCCCUGUUCUCUGCAGCACGAUCGUUGCAUCUGUUGAUCAGGUGCUCUCCACUUCAUGCCCCACCUUUUUGGAGAGUCUGAGGAUGAAGCUCUUCGUCCUCGGCACUAAGCCGCCGCGCAUGGAGCACGUCAAGACCUAUCCCAAGGCCCAGGACGACAUCGUCUUGAUGGACUGGAAGUUCAGCUUCACCCCGAACGAUGUCUCGGAUCUCACGGCUCGUCAGAUCAAGAACAAGCAGAACCCCAAGGUUGUUCUCGAGAUCCGCGUCGGAAAGGGCGUGGUCAGCAAGGGUCUUGAUGUCAUCGUUGAGGACAUGGCCUUCUCCGGUAUCAUGAGGCUGAAGGUGAAACUUCAGAUUCCUUUCCCGCACAUCGAGAAGGUCGAGUUCUGCUUCCUUGAGCGCCCUACUAUCGACUAUGUCUGCAAGCCUCUUGGCGGUGACACUUUCGGUUUCGAUAUCAACUUCAUCCCCGGUCUUGAGACGUUCAUUCAGGAGCAGAUUCACGCCAAUCUCGGCCCCAUGAUGUACGCGCCGAAUGUCUUCCCGAUUGAAAUCGCGAAGAUGCUGGCUGGCAACCCCGUCGAUCAGGCUAUUGGUGUGCUGCAGAUUACUUUCCACGGUGCUCAGGGCCUGAAGAACCCUGACAAGUUCUCCGGCACUCCCGACCCCUACGCGACUGUUUCGAUCAACAACCGGGAGGUGCUUGGAAAGACCAAGACUGUGUUUGAGAACGCUAACCCGCGCUGGAACGAAACUGUCAAUGUCAUCGUUACUACACUCAAGGAUACGCUCACUCUGACGGUCUACGACUACAACGACAUCCGCAAGGACAAGGAACUGGGUAUUGCAUCCUUUGCCCUUGAGCAGCUCGAGGAGAACGACUUCUACGAGAACCAAGGCCUUGAAGUCCUGUCCAACGGCAGACCGCGCGGUAUCAUUCAGGCAGACAUCCGUUUCUUCCCCGUUCUCGAAGGCUUCAAGUCCGAGGAUGGCACGGAAAUGCCUCCUCCGGAGUCUUCUACUGGUAUUGCCAAGUUCACUGUUGAACAAGCGAAGGAGCUUGACAGCAGCAAGAGCUUAAUCGGUCAACUCAACCCUUACGCCGUGCUCCUCCUGAAUGGCAAGGAAGUCCACAUUUCCAAGAAGCUCAAGCGCACGAACAACCCUAUCUGGCCCGACGCUUCCAAGGAGCUGCUCAUCACCGAUAGGAAGAAGGCUAAGCUUGGUCUUGUCAUCAAGGACGACCGCGACCUCGCAACGGAUCCCAUCAUUGGCACCUACCAGAUCAAGCUUACCGAUAUGCUCGACUUGAUGGAGAAGGGCAAGGAUUGGUUCAACCUGGCUGGUGUCAAGACAGGCCGCGCCAAGAUGACGCUCCAGUGGAAGCCGGUUGCUCUGAAGGGCGCUCUUGGUGGAUCUGGUGGCUAUAUCAAGCCUGUCGGUGUUAUGCGUCUUGACUUCAAGGGUGCUCGUGAUCUGCGCAACGUCGAGACGAUGGGCAAGUCUGAUCCUUAUGUUCGCGUCUUACUCUCCGGUAUCGAGAAGGGCCGUACGGUCACGUUCAAGAACAACCUCAACCCCGACUGGGACGAGGUCAUCUACGUUCCCGUUCACACAUCCCGCGAGAGGCUCAUUCUCGAGGUCAUGGACGAAGAAAACGUUGGUAAGGAUCGGUCUCUGGGUCAUGUCGAGCUUCCCGUGGAGGACUUCCUUCGUCAGAACGAGAACGGCGAGUACGAGGUCGUCGAGGACAAAACUGUUAUGUCCCACGGUCUGCGCACGAGCCCUACGGCUCCUCCUAAGGGUACUCUCAACUACACGGCCUCGUUCUACCCUGUACUCAACGUUGUCGAUCCCGACGAGGAGGACUCCGACGACCAACGCAGCAGCAUGGAUACUCGCAGAAGCAUGGACACCGCCCGCCCGAGUCUUGACUCGAGGCCUGGCCACACUCCGAAGAGCAGUACCGGCUCCGCGAAGCUUCCUGGUCACACUCCGAAGAGCAGCACCGGCUCCGCUAACAUUACUGAGCGCAGCGAGAAGAGUGACCUUGCUAAGAAGCUCGCCGAGGGUGAGCAAGAGCAGGAGGAUGUCGUUGAGAAGAAACCGGAAGUGCCUAAGAUCACCUUGACGCCUGAGGAGCUGAGCGAGUACGAGUCUGGUCUGCUCAUCUUCAAGCUCGUUGAGGGUGAAUUCUCGGAAACGGACUGCUACCUCGAGGUUCUCAUGGAUGACCAGAUCUUCGCGAGCUACUCCAGCUCGAAGAUCAGGUCGAAGCACACUACUUUCAACGAGGUUGGCGAUGCGAUGGUCCGCGAACUCGACUUCUCGCGCAUUACCCUACGUCUUGUUGAGCACCUCGACAAGAAGGGCGAAGGCGAGGACGAUCACAUCAUCGGAAAGCUGCAGGGAUCUACUCUUGAUACACUUCGUCGCUGUCUGUACACCCCUACCGUUCUCACCUUCCACGACAAGGAUGGCAAGGAGAACAGGGUUACCGUAUCCCUCAAGUACCUCCCUGUUAAGAUGCGCUUGGAUCCCUCCGAGUCGUUCAACAACAGUGGAAACCUCCGUGUCGACGUUCUCGAUGCCGCGGAUCUUCCCGCUGCCGAUCGCAACGGCUACUCUGACCCGUACUGCAAGUUUGUGCUCAAUGGUAAGGACGUCUACAAGACCGAUAAGCAGAAGAAGACGCUGCACCCCGCGUGGAACGAAUUCUUCGAGGUUCCGAUUAGGAGCAGGACUGCCGCAGACUUCAGAGUGGACGUGUACGACUGGGACUUUGGCGACAAGGCUGACUACCUGGGUGGUGCUGUUAUCAACCUGGACGUUCUUGAGCCUUUCAAGCAGCAAGAGGUCACGCUUGGCCUGGACGGCAAGAGCGGCGCCAUCAGACUGAAGAUGUUGUUCAAGCCAGAGUUCGUUAUGCGUUCGAGGCAAGGUUCGUCGACGUUCUCUGGUACCUUUGCCGCUCCCGGAAAGGUCAUUGGCGCCCCCGUCAAGGGCGUUGGCAAGGGAGCCAUGUUCGUUGGAGGCAACGUCAUCAAGGGCGCAACGUUCGUCGGCGGUGGUGUUGGCAAGGCUCUUGGCCUGAGCAAACGCCGCAAGAGCCGUGGAGCUAGCGCAGACAGCGAUGAUGAAUCAUCAUCGCCACCACCACCUGUGCCAAACGGUAACGGUGCGGCCGCCCCCGCUGGUAGCGCAUCGCCUCCGCCUCCGCAGAUCAACGUUGAUUCCGCAGAGCCUCCUACUACACCGCACUCGCGUCACAAGUCCAUGGGCGCUGCAUCUAUUGCUUCCGGCUUUGGUCCAUCUCCUGGUGGUGCGGAAUCUGGUGUUGCAUCAAUUUCCGUUCUGACCGCCAUGGGCUACCCGCCAUCCGCCAAUGUCCGUGUUCAUGUGGCUAUGCUUAACAACAGGAGUCAGCUGAAGGAGAUUCACAAGACCAAGGACAUCAAGUCUGCCUCUGGCACUAUCGACUUUGACCCUAACCGCGAGACUGUCAAGACGCAGUGCACGGCAGACACUCAAUUCAAGAUCACCGUGAAGGACCACAACAUGUGGGGUUCCGACGAUGACCUUGGCGACCAUGUCUUCUUCCUGGACGACCAGGGAAGCGGCGGCGCGGAAAAGCUCGUCAAGGCAGGCGCGGGCUCAGUCUUGCUCCGCACAAGCUUCACUAGUAAUGACCAGCAGAGCAACGCGGCUAGCAAUAGCCCGAAGAGCAUCAGGACAAGGGGAAUGUUCGGCUCCAGGAGAGACAGGAGCGUGACGCCUAGCGGACACUGA